This is a messenger RNA of Cyprinodon variegatus (sheepshead minnow), 2322 nucleotides long. It is a transcript of the gene cbx7a, whose product is annotated as polycomb group protein Pc-like. Gene Ontology annotation, cellular component: PRC1 complex. The transcript is spliced from 6 exons. Gene Ontology annotation, biological process: negative regulation of transcription by RNA polymerase II. Bases 252 to 1325 code for a protein of 357 amino acids. Lineage: Eukaryota; Metazoa; Chordata; Actinopteri; Cyprinodontiformes; Cyprinodontidae. The record is from RefSeq and is a predicted model, not a curated record.
CAGAUUUUAAAAACUGAGGCAGGAGAGCAGCUGGAGUUUCUGCAAGAGAGGAGGCGCAUCAAGCUUAGCGGAAAAAAACUGGCACAGUCGGUGGGGCAAGCGUGGAAAAACACACUUGACGAGCCGUAUGCUUUUUUUUCCUCUUUUAAAUCAGUCCGUCCUUCUUUUCCACCCGAAUUGUACAACUUGGCUCCCGCAGCUCGGGAAGUAAACAAGCAGAGAUCCAGUUGAGUCCUGUUUGGAGCGCUGCGAUGGAGCUGUCAUCUAUUGGAGAGCAAGUGUUCGCUGUGGAGUCAAUUACGAAGAAGAGAAUCAGAAAGGGUCAUGUGGAGUAUCUACUGAAAUGGCAGGGAUGGCCCCCAGAGAACAGCACUUGGGAACCAGAGGACAACAUUUUGGACCCUCUCUUGGUCAUGGCUUACGAAGCGAAUCAGGAGAAGCUCAGGUCUCUGAGCUUUCGAAAGAAAGGUCUCAGACCCAGAAAGCUGGUGCUGCGGAACAUCUUUGGUAUGGACCUCCGGAGCGCCCACAAGGAUGAUGAGAAGCCACCGCCCCGCCUGCGCCUGUCCCUCACCAGAUCCAUGAGCACGGACGUGGAGCAGGCGUGUCGGCGCCAAGCCAGGAGGAGGAGCAGACAAAGAGUGACCAAAGUCUACUCAAAACACUCAAAGUCCUUCCAUGGGCAAAAGAUGAAGUUGGGGCUGAUGGAGAAGGAUUGGGGCGGGACCAGUGAGGAGGAGAAGAAUGGAUGUGACAGCAACACUGAAGAAAGAUGUGGAGACAGCUUAUAUGGUCAGUCAGAGUGCAGCUCUACUCCGUUCCUGGAGGAGGAGGACAUGGACAUGGAGGAGGAGGAGAAGAAUGUUAGCCCAGAUCUGUGGCCCAAUGGAGUAAUCUUUGCUACCAUUCCAAAUCACACAAAUGCGCUGGAGCAAUCAAAAGACAACACCUUGGCAUCUGAGGCCAAACCAGAAGGUUUGGUCCCCCCGAGUGGCAGGUCACACUCGGCAGAGGCCAAAGGUGUGGAGGCCUGUUCAGAGCCUCCAAAGGAGGAGAAGAAGAAUGCAACCUCAGUGAUAGUGAGGUUCCAGGGGUCCGGCAAGACGGCGGGCGAAGCCGUCUCUGUCCCCCACGAAUCUGAGCUGAAGAAGAAUGAAGCGAGAAGCGACAAUCAGAGCGUCAUCGUUACAGCCUCCGAGCGUCCCAAAGGUCCAACCGAAGCGCCACGUCCGGGGAAGGUGAUUGUGACGAACGUGACGGUGAACUCUUUGACGGUGACUUUUAAGGAAGCAACCGGGGCAGAGGGUUUCUUCAACGGCUUCUAAACAAAGAGAAUGAAAUGAGGAGAGGGAUCAACAUAACCCAUAGUUAGACUUGCCGCUCAUGGUGAAGUACAUAACGCAAGAUUAUAGUGUCUGUGAGGUCAUUCCACAUGAUUUUAAAUGAGUUCUGUAAGACAUCAUUGCCUUGGAAUAAAAGUUAGUGGUGAUUUUAUUAUUAUAGUGGCUCAUUUAUUAUGUGUGACAGGAAAUGAUGCACUGCAGUCCAGCAGAUUAGACCGAUCUUGGUGGCAGAGGUCAUCCCUAUAUUAGCUGGGUUUACCCCACAGCAGGAGAAGGCAGCCUAAAAGAAAAACCCACGUUUACAAACCAACUUUGAUGCAGCUACUGUUCUAGUGCUUUCCAGCAAGACCUAAUUCAGGCCUGUUUGCAGUCCACUUUUUUUAACGAGGUAAAAGAAAAAAACUAUUUUUUUUGUAAACGUCGCUCUCUAUCUGGCACAGAGCUACCCGCAUGCCCCAUCAGUCUGCGCCGCAUACGCACGCAGCUCUCCGCCGUGCUUUGUCGGAAGGGGUUUAUUUCUGUAACAAAAGAAGAGAUCCAACAAAAGAUGCCGGAUUAUAUUGCCUCGCGCUCAUACUGGAGCCGUGCAUCUAAAGGAGGUCGGAGACACAAAAGGAAACGCACGGUCGUGUUUGCUGUCUUUUCGUCCUUUAACUUUCUAAGUUUGAAAUGCUACCUGGUUCUAUUUUUGUAUUACCAAUUGAUAGUCCGCUCUUUUCACUGGCUUUUGUGCAUAACAAAAGAGGAGGUAUCAAUUUAGGACGUUGCUUCUGAGCUGCGUAGGGUGAUGUACAAAUGGAAGCAAAUGUACUUUCAGUCAAACUGUAGUUGGCUAUUAUUUAUUGCAUGUCACUUGUAUAAACUAAACUAAUUUAUGUCUCUUGAUAUGUCUUGAUCUUUCUCUCUUUAACAAAGAUGGAUUGUCAAACAUGUCUUCUCCCUCUCCUAAAAAAAUUUCUAUUUGUCUGCAUUUUCAAUA